Molecule: messenger RNA, 1348 nt
Organism: Exophiala xenobiotica
Lineage: Eukaryota; Fungi; Ascomycota; Eurotiomycetes; Chaetothyriales; Herpotrichiellaceae
Exons: 3
Coding region: 166-1155 (329 amino acids)
Biological process (GO): catechol-containing compound metabolic process
Molecular function (GO): ferric iron binding; catechol 1,2-dioxygenase activity
Source: RefSeq, a predicted model, not a curated record
AAAGAUUGUCUAGAACCUUACUCCGUAGUUUGCUAUUUCUUUGCUGUUUGGCUCUGCUUCUCGCUGGGAAAUCCUUUUGUGACUUUGUGCUUGCUUGAAGUGUUUGUGAUUUUUGAGGUGCAUGACAGAAAGAGUGACCAGUCGAGUCGACAUAAUCGAUCCAAGAUGGACCCGACCCAAGUCAAAAUCCCACCCUUGAUGGACCUCACCAUCGACAACAUCACCGAGAACGUGAUCCGGAUCAACAGUAACAAUCCGGACGCGCGGAUGCAAUAUGUUCUGGAGAGGCUCGUCGUGCAUUUACAUGACUUUGCGCGCGAGACGAGAUUGAGUACUGCGGAAUGGAUGGCGGGGAUUCAGUUUCUUACGAAGACGGGCCAGAUUUGUACGGAUGUCAGGCAGGAGUUCAUCCUCCUCUCCGACAUCUUCGGCCUGUCUCUCCUGGUGGAUAGCAUCGACCACCCCAAACCCGCGAAGUCGACCGAAGGAACCGUGCUGGGCCCCUUCCACACGCACGAAGCCGAACACAUGGCGAACGGCGAGUUGAUGUCCCACGACGCGAAUGGCGAGCCUCUGCUCGUGCUGUGCCACGUGAAAGAUGUCGAGGGGAAACCGAUACAGGGGGUCAAGAUCGACAUCUGGGAGACGGACUCUUCGGGACAUUAUGAUGUGCAGCACGCGGACAGGACGGGGCCGGACGGGCGCUGCGUCAUGACCAGUGAUGACCAGGGCGUGUUCUGGUUCAAGGCCAUUGUCCCUGUGCCGUACCCGAUUCCGCACGAUGGACCUGUUGGGCAGUUGCUCAAGAAGUUGGGCCGGCACCCGAUGAGGCCGGCGCACAUGCAUUUCAUGUUCGAGAAGGAGGGGUUUGACCAUUUGAUUACGGCAUUAUAUCUCAAGAACGACCCGUACGAGAACUCGGAUGCCGUGUUUGGCGUCAAGAGUCCGCUUAUCGUGGAUCUGGGCAAAGUGGACAAGGCUACGGCAGAGAAGUACGGCGUGGAAGAAGGGACGGCGUUGAUGACUUAUGAUUUCGUGCUGGUGUCGGAGAAGGAGAGCGCCGAGUUGAGAGCGGAGAAUUCAAGGAAGGCCCUCGAGAAGUUGGGCCGGAGAGUAAAGCUGGUGCAGGGGCUGCCGGUGCCGGAUCUUGAUUGAUUAAAGCAGGGGCAUACGAAGGUUAAGUGAAGUGAAGUGAAGAUGGGAGGGAGAUUUCCUCGCGCUAUAUUGAUAAAAGCCACGUCUCCUGCAAAUUCCAAAAUGGUGAAAUGCCCUCUUCUAUACAGGACAAGCGGUUGCUCUAGUCAUCGCCAUAUAUCUUUUGGAUCCAAAGGACGAUUGGAAACUGGGG